Gordionus sp. m RMFG-2023 is the source of this 480-nucleotide messenger RNA. RefSeq names its product dnaJ homolog subfamily C member 15-like. Gene Ontology annotation, cellular component: PAM complex, Tim23 associated import motor. The transcript has 5 exons. Lineage: Eukaryota; Metazoa; Nematomorpha; Gordioida; Chordodea; Parachordodidae. Bases 51 to 389 code for a protein of 112 amino acids. The record is from RefSeq and is a predicted model, not a curated record. Gene Ontology annotation, molecular function: ATPase activator activity. Gene Ontology annotation, biological process: protein import into mitochondrial matrix.
UAUCUGUCACUCACCUUUCAUGUCAUUUAAAAAUUCUUUACUUUAUUAAAAUGGCAUCUACAUUAGUUGUAGCUGGAAUUGGAUUAGCUAUUGCCGGCUAUGCUGGGAGAUAUUUACCUCAAUUAUCUAGACCAAUAAUAAAUUCCUUACAAAAUAAAAUUAAAAACUUUUCACCUCAAUCAUUAACUAAAUAUUACCAAGGAGGUUUUGAUCGAAAUAUGACUAAAAGAGAAGCCUCAUUGAUACUUGGAGUAAGUCAAAAUGCAAGUAGGGCAAAGGUGAAAGAAGCACAUAUUAAAAUAAUGCAAUUAAAUCAUCCGGAUAAAGGAGGAUCACCUUUAAUAGCUGCAAAAAUUAACGAGGCAAAAGAUUUAUUAGAGUCAAAAUAAUAUAUAAUUGUUGAUAAUAUGUAAAAUUAUUUAUGAUGUUUAUGUUCUUGGAUAUUUAUAUAUAUGCCAAAUUUGGUUCAGAAAAUCAGAA